AUAAAAUGGGGGUGAUGAUGCUGGCCAUGGGGCAGGUGCUGCUGUUGGUCCUGGCGAUGGCAGUUGCCCAGGAUUCUAUGCUGAACGUGUGCAUGGAUGCCAAGCACCAGAAAACCAAGCCUGGACCGGAGGAUAAACUGCAUAAACAGUGCUCUCCCUGGAAGGACAACGCCUGCUGCACACUCAACACAACUCAAGGGGCCCACGAUGACACCUCCUACCUCUACAAUUUCGACUGGAACCACUGCGGGACCAUGUCGGAUAAAUGCAAGAAGCACUUCAUCCAGGACACCUGUCUCUACGAAUGCUCCCCCAACUUGGGGCCCUGGAUCAACAAGGCGGACGAGAGCUGGCGGAAGGAGAGGAUCCUGGACGUGCCGCUGUGCCUGGAAGACUGCGAGGGAUGGUGGGAGGACUGCCAGGAUGACCUGACCUGCAAGGAGAACUGGCACAAAGGCUGGAACUGGACCCAAAAAGUCAACCGGUGUCCGUUGGGCGCAAUGUGUCAGAAGAUGAAGAGAGUGUUCCCGACUCCCCGAGAUCUGUGCGAAAAAAUCUGGAGCAACUCCUACAAAUACACCGACUUUUCCCGGGGAAGUGGGCGCUGCAUCCAGAUGUGGUUUGAUCCUGUCAACGGCAACCCCAACGAAGCCGUGGCCAAGUACUACGCGUCGUCAGGAGAGACCUUGGCCUUCCACUCAGCCUUGACUCUGUUGCUCUGUUCAGCCCUCCUGGGCUUGCUCUGAGGAUGGCAGGGACACUGGGCUCCUGAGAACUUUGGGCAACUUCAGCAAGGUGGUGGUGGUGGGGGGGAACCUUCCCUCCUCCCCCACCGUGGCUGGAGUCCCCUGAGAUGCAGCUGUUCCUCAAGAGCUGUCAUCCAGGCACAUCUGCAGGAGCUUCUAGUGAUCUCCUGCUCUCCUUUGAAUGGGAAGCUGUCCUUGAUGUUGACCACAAGAAGGCCACCUAAAGAGAAUAAAUGUCUUCUAUGACCAGU
Molecule: messenger RNA, 997 nt
Organism: Protobothrops mucrosquamatus (brown spotted pit viper)
Lineage: Eukaryota; Metazoa; Chordata; Lepidosauria; Squamata; Viperidae
Product: folate receptor alpha-like
Exons: 5
Coding region: 6-746 (246 amino acids)
Cellular component (GO): external side of plasma membrane
Molecular function (GO): signaling receptor activity
Source: RefSeq, a predicted model, not a curated record